Symbiodinium natans is the source of this 1251-nucleotide messenger RNA. Lineage: Eukaryota; Dinophyceae; Suessiales; Symbiodiniaceae. The record is from the annotation of a GenBank genome assembly.
AUGAGGACCACUUUCUUGACUGGCACUGCGCCGGCCGCAUCCUCGCGGCAGAGCCGAACGGCCAUGCGAGGCUUCAAGGAUGACUUCUACGCAUGGAAGGAUUCCCUGAGCAAGGAUGAGCAAGCUUUGAUCCUGAAGCAGGCGCAGAACGAGUUCGACAAGAAGUUCCGCAAGAGCGACACCUUCAGCCAGGACCUGCCAGAGGAGAAGAUCCAGUCCUUCGCCAAGGUCCUCAAGAAGUUCUUCGACAACGAAAAGGAUGACUACAAGAAGGACGCGGAGCAGCGGACUCCUGACUACGAUGCUCUGAAGAACAAGGCGGCCCUGGUCUCCUACGACUUCGGCCUGAAGCGACGCGUCGUGGAGAUCGACCGCGACGCCGACCGCCGCUGGAUGUACGCGUCCAUGAAGGCGCGCGUGGCCGAGGCCGAGGACAAGGAGGUCUCCGACAGCGCCCCCUUUGAGGACGCCUACAAGUUCUCCAAGGACACCGCGGAGAAGGUCCACGACUUCAUCUCCAAGGCCAACAGCGCCAGCAGCGCCCCUAAAGAGCUGAAGGGUGAGAUCGACAAGAUGCUGAAGGAGAACCCGCCCUCGGACGACUUCAAGGUGAGGUUCCCCCGGGUCUUGCACGAGCGACUCGCCCAGAAGGCUUUGGCGCUGGCGCAGGAGAUCGAGGACUACAAGGCGAACCAUUCCGAGGCGGAGGUCAAGGAGUUCAACACCAGGACUGCGCCGGAGGAGUUCCUGAAGACGGCGACCGAUCUCAUCGGGCCGUACUACGAGGCCCGGGAGGCCAACGAGAAGAAGGUGGAGGACCUGAAGGCCUUCUUCCGCUCCCAGAAGAAAGUGGCCGGCAAGACCAAGGCGGACAUCGUCAAGGAGAUCUUCAAGGUCAUGCCCAAGUACUCCGACACGCCGAUGCCGCCUCUGGACGAGGAGAUGCUCGCCGACUUGGCCAAGAUCCCUGCCGUCCUCGAGGGUGAGUUCAAGCACAACUGGGGUACCGCGGAGAAGCUCUACAAGUCCGAGGCCAUCGACUCCUUCGGCAACAAGUACCUCCUGGGCGUCUUCGAGACCGUGAAGGAGGCCGAGAAGGCCUUCGACGAGUGGAACAAGGAGUACGAGCAAGCCGGGGUGGAUGUCCAGGAGUCGCUGAGUGGCUGGGCCAAGCAGCAGGAGGCUGCGCUCGCCGAAGACCAGGACGAGGUGGACCGCCUCCGCAAGCAAUUGGAAGAGGCACGCCGCUGA